This is a messenger RNA of Caenorhabditis angaria, 10553 nucleotides long. The record is from the annotation of a GenBank genome assembly. NCBI's taxonomy places the organism in Eukaryota, Metazoa, Nematoda, Chromadorea, Rhabditida, Rhabditidae.
AUGAAAGCGACGUGUCGACCACGUUUUGCUGACACCGGUGGAACCUGGAUUUUAUUUUUGGUCAUUUCGAAUUUUUUGGUGAUAUCUGGAAGAGCCAUUAUUUUGAGUGGAUCACCAACUUCUUACGCACGGUGAGUUAUGGGUUACUGUAAGUCAUGAUGAAAUUAGAGAAGUGGUUAAAAUAUGAGCUUGUUAUAUAGGCUAGGUUCGAGAAUUGUGACUGUAUUGGAGAUCUCGAAAAAUCACAUGAGAGUUUAAAGUUCAGAAAACUAAUGGAACUAGCUAAAAUAAAUAUAAAUUUAUUCCCGAAAAUAAUUAUUUUGCACUACGAAUCAUCAAAGCUCAAACAACACACAAAUUUCUUCUUCACGAUGAAUCAGACUACAAUUUUCGAUAAAUUUGAGUUAGAACUACUUUUCCUAAAAACUGUUACAAUUAUCUGAAAACUUGGAAAAGGUUCCUGAGGUCCAGGUUCAAAUCAGAAAUUCCAAUCCCAUUCACAAUUUUGCUAUUUUCUAGUUAUCCGAAAUGGGCACACGCGUUCGAAAAUUCACUAUCAAUGGAAAUCAAAACUCGUCAAUCUGACGGACUUCUUCUGUAUUCUGAUGACGGAGGAGUUCAUGGCAAUUUUUAUUCAUUAUCAAUAGUUGACGGACAUCUACAGCUUGAUUUUAGAAUCGGUGAUAGUUCGAAUGAUUUUGGACAACGACGAGCUAUCAACACAAUUCGAGUCGCAGAAGUAUGUUUUUUUUUUUCAUAUUUCUAUUUUUCUCUAUUUUUUAAAAUAAAAAUAAGACACUCAAUCUUCGAAUUUCUCAAAUAUUUUAUACUUUAACUAUGUUUGAGGAACAGCGAAUUCCCAAGAGACUAUUUUUUCAGUUCGUUUUUUUUUCAACGAAACAUUUGACCGACCUCUUUUUUAUGGGUUAGGGAAUCAACAAUUGAUGUUUCUGUUUCUGAAAUUUUUGAUGAAUAGGAAUUUCAAAGAUCUCAAUGAAAAAUAUCAAAAAAAGAAUAAUUCAGGUUCGAAUUGAUGACGAUAAAUGGCAUACGUUGACAAUUUUUCAAUCUUGGGAAAAUGUUAAACUAGAACUUGAUUUCACUUUGGUUUUCAAAAUCCUGAAUCAGCGAAGUUUCAUAUUCGGAAAUGUUCUCAAAAGUUCGGAUGUUUAUAUUGGCGGACUUCCACCAAAUAUGCACAUGUUACCAAUUAUGAGUUCACCAUUACGAAGAUAUGCAAGACAUCUUGCGGUUAACGUUCGAAAUCUCAUGUAUCGACAAUAUCCUCAAGGUUAGUUCUAAAUAGAUAAAAAGUGUAAGUUUUCGAAUCGACUGUUUCAGCAAAAAUCGACAUAAUUAAAGAGAGUAAGUGUGUUGAAAAUGUGUACCCUUAGAAUGUAAACUCAUCAAUUCACAGAUAUAUAACCAAGCGUGGAAUUCAGCACCUCACAGAUUGAUUUUUUUUUCAAAAACCAGGAAUAAUGAAAAAAAAUCAAAUUUUGUAGGAGUAACAUCACCGCAAUUAUUGGAAGCCGUAGGAGCAAGGACAAAUGAAGAUGAUCAUUGCCGAACAAGAACAAUGAGUUCAAGAGAGGUUUUCAGUUGUCAGAAUGAUGGAAUUUGUUAUUCGACAAAUGAAGGAGCUCAAUGUGAUUGCUCUUUGAGUGAUCACGACGGGAAAAAUUGUGAAAAUGGUGGGUUUUUGAAAAUUGAAAAUUUGAAAAAUAAAAAAACCAUUUAUUUUUUACUACCGUAUUUUAAAGACACACAACACAAUCCAGUUGUGUCUUGUAACGAAAUAAUGCGUGGCACUUUGUGUACCGCAGAUUAUUGAUUUUUUUUUCGAUUUUUCUCCAAGAAAAACGUGUUUUUGCAGAGAAAUCAGAUGGUGAACUUACGUUUGGUGGUGAUGAAUGGGUUGGUUAUGAUGUUUCCACAAACACAUCUGCUGCUAUUUUUGCACUUCGCGAAAAUAUCACUCUAUCUUUCAAAACAGUUCAUGGAACUUCAAUGCUAUUCUUCGCUGGAGAUGAGAAAAGUUUUAUUCAUUUGAUGAUUCAAGAUGGUGCACUUAUCGCAACUUCAAAAUUCGAAGGAUCUGAUGCUCGAUUGAUUCGAAUGUUCAACGCUUUUCCAUCGCAAAGAUAUGAUGAUGAUUCGUGGCAUUAUGUGGUUCUUGAAAGAUCUCUUCAUAUGGUAAGAUUAUCUAUCUACUUUUGAAACUGAAUAAUGAACGAUCACGUUUUAAAUUCAUUAUAUCUCAAAUAAAAGAAAAAUUCUCAAAAAAGGGUUUUGUAGCAUUCGGAAGAAAUGAUGGCUAUUCAUGUAAGUUCAGUGUGAUUCCUAUGAAAAUUACAGUAAACUCAUUCAAUAUCUAUUUUUCGGGCGGGUUUGGUUCGAUUUCAUUUUUUGACAGCACGGUUUUGCAGUUUUUCGCUGACAAUGGUUAUCUCCAGCUUUCCCUUUUUCUUCAAUUUUAGUUCAAUUUUCCUCCUUCUCAAAUCUGAUUUCAGUUCAAAUAUCCCAUUAGCAUGUUCUUGGAUGAUUUUAGUUUAGUGAAUAAUAAAUAUAUUUUUCAGAUGACAUUAAUUGUUGAUGGAAAACGAGAUGAAAUUCGACAAUAUGCUCCUGAAGUUGAGUGGAUCACAAAUACUUUUGCAUAUCUUGGAUCGAUUCCGAAAUCAAAUCCAAUGAAAGAUGUUAAUAGAGUUUCGUUUAGAGGAUGUAUGAAGAAGGUAGAAAACUUUUUUUGAAGAUGACACGUCUAGAAAUUUUUAAAUUCAUAGGUUCGCUAUGAUAUUGAUGCUGUUCGAAUUCUUUUUGUCAAUUUGGCUGAUCAAAGUUAUGGAGGAAGUGUUAUCAAAACAGGAGGCGAUAUUUCAUAUUCAUGCCAGAAUCCUGCACACAAAUCAGAUGUUUUAAGUUUCACUGGAGGAUCUGCUUAUCUCGAACUCCCGAAAUGGAAUAGUCUUUCAAGUGGAUCUCUUGGUAUGUCUUUUUAAAAUUAUAACUUUUCCAAUAUAUUCCAAAAAAUGUUGCAGCUUUCAACUUCCGAUCCACAUCAUCUGAUGGGUUGCUUUUUUAUCAUGGUGUGAUGCAACACAAUGCCACUGAUUUUCUAGCUUUCGAACUAAUUGAUAGUCAUCUUUUUAUGAUAAUUAAUCUUGGAUCUGGUGUUGUUCGAUUACAAACAACUGCAAAUAAAAUAAGCAAUGGUGAAUGGCAUCAUGUUCAAUUAGAUAGAAUGUCUCGAACUGGUUCAGUUGUUGUUGAUGCCAUCAAAAUCGACUUCAAUACUCCAGGAGUGUCUUCUAAUUUGAUUAUUGAUGAUCCGAUUUAUAUUGGAAAUGUUCCAAAUAACUCAAUAAUAUAUCCAUCUUCAAUUUGGUCGAUAGCAUUACAAAAAGGAUUUGUUGGAUGUAUCAAGAAUAUUCGAAUAAAUGGAGUUUCUGCGAAAAUUGCGCAGAAUUUUGAGAAUAGUUCGAGAAAUAUGAGUGGAAUUGAAUUGGGAUGUGCAAUAUCGAAUGAUUUAGAUGUUUGUGAUCCAAAUCCAUGUCAAAAUUAUGCGAAAUGUUUGAAAAGGUUGAAUGGAUUUGAAUGUGAUUGUUCGAAUACAAUGUUUGAAGGAAGAAGAUGUGAACAAGAAGUUCAAAGUGUUGAAAUGCUUGGAGCAAAUGAUGAUGUCCACGUAUUGGCACACACUAAAUAUUCUCAAGUUGAACAUAUCAUUAUUAGAUUUAGAGUUAGUUCUUCUUUCAAUAGGAAGCUAAAAAAAAACAUCCAAUUUUUUCAGACUUCAAAUUCACGCGGUGUACUUCUGGAUACUGGCGUAAAUGGAAUGAAAGAUCGUAUCACUGUAUUUCUCAAUGAUAGUUUGCUCAAUUUAUUCAUUCAAGACACGGGUUCAAAUAACACAUUUUCUUGGGGCAAAUCACUUUCCGAUAAUCAUUGGCAUGAGUUGCAAAUCAGAAGACUUGGUCAAAAAUUAUUGUUAUAUCUGGACGGGUUCUGGGGGCAUAGCAGUGAGUUUACAGCUUUAAAAAAAUAUAAUUUAAAAAAAUCAAUCGAAUCAUUAUAGUUUACCUCAAAAAGGAGCUGACAAUUGCAAUAGAUGAAUUAGGAAUCGGCCAUUCUGUACAUCCAUCUGCACCAAAUCCACGUGAUGAAAAUUUCGCUGGACACUUUGCAAAAUUCAUAUUCAAUGGCGAAGAUUAUUUGAAAAACAAGAUUCGGACUGGAAAAUCAAGUUUAAGAGAAAAUCAAAAAGGACAGCGAAACAUCAAAACUUCAAAAUCGUCAUCGAUCUCAUUCUCAAAUUCAAGUGGUUUUGUAUCGUUUUCAAGUGAAAAGAUUGCACAAUUCACUUCGACUGGUAGUUUUAGAAUUCAAUUCAAAUUCCAAACUUUGAUGCGAUCCUCGAUGUUGAUGUAUUCAGUUCCGAAACAUGAUUAUGAUCAGAGUUAUAAGAUUCAAACUUAUGAUGGAAGGUAAGUAAUUUAAAAAUUCGUAUUAUGUUUGCAGAAAACUCGUUGUCAAAUCAAAUGUUUUUUUCAGACUGAAGUAUACCUACCGAGUUGCUGGCCAAGAAAUCCACGUGUUAUCUCCAAAACUACCGUACCAUCAACAUUUGAGUGAUAUGCGUUGGCACAAUGUUUUGAUUUACAAAGACGAGAAAAAUCCAGAACAUAUAAUUUUGGUUGAUAAUACAACAAUGUCCCUUGAUGUUUCAAAAUUCAAGAAAACAAUUCCAAGAAUCUCGGGAAAAUUGUAUAUUGGAAGUAAUCCACUUGGUUUGUCUCGACCUUCGAAUAGUUUUCGUGGAUGUAUUUCAUCGCUUCGAAUUAAUGAAAAUUCAAUUGAUAUUUUUGAAGAAGCUGAUAAUAAAUUGAAUGUUAUUCGAGGAUGUAGUGGUAAGUUGAUUUGAAAAUUAGAAAGUUGAAUUAGAAUUCAGAACAUCGACCUAGACAUUCACCGGAGAAUCAUGGUAAAAAUGAACUUCUACGCUUUUAUUUUUCAUUUUUUAUUUUUAAACUUUUGGAAUGAUUUUCUCAAAUGUUUUUCUGCCAAUAUAAAAAUCUUCAUUUUUCAGGACCUGUCUCGAGAUGUGAUCCUGGAGCGUGUGCGAAUUCCGGAAGAUGUAUCCAACUUUGGUCUUCUAUUAGAUGUGAUUGUAGUCUAACAGCUCAUUCUGGAGAUAGGUGUCAAAAUCCAUCAACAUCGGUGAGAUUUGAUGGAAAUCCGGCGAUGAUUUUCUAUGAAUAUUUGCCAAGUGAAAGACCAACUACUUCCAAAGAUUAUUUUGUUUUUUCUUUUUCAACAACUCAACCAAAUGGUGUUCUAAUAUCGAUUGAAUGUGCAGCUGAUCAAGAUUAUUUUACAAUAUUUUUGAAUAAAGGAUAUUUGAAUGCAUAUUAUAAUUUGGGAAAUCGAGAUCAUCGUGUCAAUUAUUAUACAAAAACUUUGAAUGAUGGUUAUGCGCAUGUUGUGAAAAUAUCGAGAAAUGAGGCAAAUAUGACACUUCAGAUUGAUAAUUUACCAGUUAUGAGAUAUCGACCAAAAAGUGAGUUAGAAUUUUGAAGUCCGAUUGAAAUCAUAUCGAAAGUCUGAAAAUAAUUGUUGUUUUCAGAGGCCACUGAUUUGUUGUUGUUAAAUAUGCAAACUCGAAUAUCAAUUGGAGCUGCUUUCAAUACUCGACAUUUAGAAGGAACAUCUAUGAAGAAAUUGAGAAGACUUCGAAGAAGAAGAUCAAAUGAGAUUUAUGAUUCUUAUCAAGGAGAAGUUUCUGGAGUUAAUGUAAAUGGAUUAAUGAUUUUGGAUUUGUUAGAAAGCAGUAAGUUUGGGGAAAAAUCUGAAAGCUAUCAUUAAAAAUUUUCGAACUCAACCUAUAAUUUGCUCCCCCUCUCUUUCCCGUUUUUGCCGAAUCGCAUAAUUGAAAAUUUACAUAUUUACUUACUUCUCCCUAAUUUCUUCUUCUUCUUCCAAAACUAAAAAAGAAUUUGAGAGAUCUCGGCGAAUUCUGUUUUUCCCAAAAUUCAUCGAAAACAAAAUCAAAAAUUCAGUAUUAUUGUCUCACAGAUUUUUGAAUUUUUCCUAUUUCUUCUUCUUUUCUGCUACAUUCGAAAAUUGCCUAAAUUUAUUCGAAGAAUGUAAAAAAAAGAAAAAAAAAAUGAAAAAUUGUUUUUUUUCCGCGUCAUUUCUAAUCCUUCUGCCGUUCCUUGCUCCAUUUUUUUCCUCGUCCGUCCAUGAUUUUUUUUAGUUUGGAUUAAUUUUAGUGGCUCCUAUUUUUACGUUCUUUCCCAAAAGUUCUUCUUUUUCUUUACUUUUUCUUCACCAAGCCAACACCUUGUUUAAAAAUUAAUGAGUCAAAGAGAAAAGAGCUCCCAAUCCACUCCACUUCUUUUCUCUUUUUUCACUUUUCACUUUUCACAUAAACGAUCCUUCUUUAUGGAAAAAAAAAGAAAAGAACGAGUCGUUUUUGUGUGGAUUAUUUAUUUAUGUUUGAGGUGAUCGAGAAUAUUUUUUGCUUCUUUUGUAAAGUGCAGCUGAAGUUUUCUUUUCAAAAAACUUUUUCACUGUUUCGGAAAUUAUAUUUUUCUGAAAGAAGAUUCUGGGGAGUUUUGAUUCGGACCAUGAAUAAGUUUCAAAAUCUGAUCCUUUUCCGGCAAUUUUCUACAAAUACAUUUACUGAAAAUGUUUUUCUUACAAACUUAGUUGGUCCGAUAUAUUUUGAUGACCUAGUUCAGUCAUUCAAACAAUCGGAUGUUUCACAUGUUCCCUCACAAGUCAGGCCUAAUUCACAACCUCCCAACCAAAAAUUUGCACAUUUUGAGCUCUAGUGUAACAAGUUACAUAGAAGGUUUUAAAUUAUUCAUUGAAAAUUCAAAAAUCAUUCACUCCUUUUUCUCUUCUAUUUUCACCUACCUGACAGGAUUGCAUAUUCAUAAUCCAUUUUUGAUGUAUUUAGCCUCCACUAUUUUAUUUUUAUUUUUAGUUCUAAUCUUGCAAAUUUCCGGAUUUUGUACCACUUCCGAAAAAGCACCGAUUUCCUUGUCAUCUUCUUCAUCACCCUACCAAACCACAAAAAAAACGAAAAGGGUCAAAUUCCCAUCCGAUUUCAAAUUGCCAUUAUUUUAUUUCGAAGAUUGGUAGAAGAAAAGGCAGAAAAACGAGAAAAAACGGAAUAGAAUCGAAUUUCAUUUUAUUUCAUCCCCCUGUUUUUUUUUUUCAGCAGCCUUUUUUAUCUUCCUUUGUAGUAUUCCUACGUUUUUACUAUUUCUGGAUUUUCUCACACACUCAUUUUUUUUUCGGUUAUACGAAAAAAGUGCAAAGAGACAAAAUAAGAAAACAAAAAUAAUAGAAUCAAUUAGUUUUGAAGAGAGAAAUACGAAAAAUAAGAGAGUUGCUAUUUUUAGGAGGAUUUUUUAUAGUUUCUCGAUAGAGUUCGAAAUAAGUUUGUUUUCUGGGAAAAUAAGUUAUGACGUGGGUAGACUUUUUGUAAGCUUGGUUACUUGACAUUGAAGAUCUUAAGGUGCCGGCCUUAUCAAAAGUGGAUCUCUAGACGGAUGGCCUAGUAGACGAUUGGGCUACUAGGCCUUCUAGGUCUUGGACAGUCCCGCGCUGUCCCGGGGGCGGAGUCUGAUGCAAGUGCCUCACGCGAUUUCAGCAAGCCUGCCGCAUACUAAAAAUUUAUGGGUGGUCUCUGCUCACUUUUUUCUUGUUUCCUCUAAAGUAUCACAUGUUGAAUUUAGUUAAAACAUGUAGAUGUCAACAAAAAAUCUUGACUUCUUCUCUUUUUUCGCGUCACUACCGGAAGAAGAACCUUUUAUGAAUAAAUUAAAGAAAAAGAUGAAGAAGAAGAAGAAGUCUAAUCUUUUAUGGACAUUAAAUAUUUCCUCCCCCUCCAUCCAUCCAAGCCUAUAGGCUUCUUUUUUAUUUUCACACACUCUGCCUCUACUUUUUUUCAUAUAUUUUAUCCAUUUCUUCUAACACACACACACACUUGCUUUAAGGUACAUUUAUGUUAGAUUGAAUAGUCUCUGCGUCUCUUGAUUUUUCAUUUUUCAUAUUUUUUUUGUGUUGUCUAUAAGUAGUAGUAGUAGUAGUUUUUGCAAAUGCUUUUUUUUCUCUGAAUAUCCUGACCUCCCUCCAUUUCUUUCUUCUUUUUUUUGCUUCCCUUUAGAAGAGCUCUCGGCCAUAUAAAAAAGAGAAGAAGAAGAAAGGAAGAAGGAAAAAAUGGAUUGAAAAAAUACUCAAACACCUCCUAGUUUUUUUUUGUGUCAAAAAGAAAGUUUUUGUUUUCGCACUUUUUUCUUAUCACUAGAACAAAUUGACAAUUUUUAUCAGCCGAAUCGCCUGCUUCCGUGGCGCAAUAGGCAGCGCGUUCGGCUGUUAACCGAAAGGUUGGUGGUUCGAGCCCACCCGGGAGCGAAACUUUUUUCCUUUUUUGAAUCCAAAACUAGAUUUUUUCUCCGAGAAAACAGAAAGAAGUGGGAGUUGAGUUUUCCCAGAUUUUUUGUAUUCCAUCAAAGUGCGAAAGACCUUAAUAAUUUAUUGGUGUGAACCUUUUUAGGUUCAGACAAAUCACUAUCUGACGAAUUUCUUUUCUCUCUGCAAAAUCCACUUUUUUUCCAAAAAAAAAUCUAACCUACCUUCACUCAAAAAAAACACAUCAAAUUUAUAUGUGCCAAGAAACGGAGGCACUUGAGAGUUAUAGCCCUCCCCGUCCUAAAAAAGUACAUUCAAUUUGUUUCAUGUACUUGAACCAAUAGGAUUUUUACGAACUUCUCUUUUUUUUUGAGGAACAUGAAUAUUUAUUUUUUGGGAGAUGUCAGUUUCAGAAAUUACGAAAAUUCGUCUGAAAAAAAAAACAAAUCUCUGAUCAACUGAACUUUUUUCUUCUUUUAAAUAUUUAGAUUUAACAAAAUUAAAAUAAUAAAUCUUAUUAUUUUCCAGAUUCAAAUCGUGUUCAUAGUAUUGGAAGUCCAAAAACCACAGCAGUUAGUGAAAGUAGUUCGAGUCGAGAAGAAGACGAAGAAUUUGCUGAAAUUAUGAUGACCAUGGAUGAGGUUGGUUUUUUUUGUUUCUGGGUUAGAGUUUUGGGUUUAGAGAUUAUAUUUUUCGAAAUGUCUAAAAACUAACGUUUUUUUUUCGAAGUUCAAAGCAGUCAUGUGGAAUUUUUUGUUCAGUUUGGUCGGUGACUAAAAAAUAAUGUUUUUGAGAAUAUUUUUCGCGGAGUUGUAAAGUGGUGUUUUUUGUGGUCAACCGAACGUCAUUAGGUUAUUUUUAGGUUGGGGAGAAUUUUGGAAAAAAUAAUUUUAUAGAGUGGUGGUAUUUUAGAAGGAGGUGAUAGAUCUUGUGAAAUUACCCGCAAUUUCAGAGUGGAGAAAUCUAAAUUUAGACUUUGAGAUGUUUUUUUCUAGAUAAAAAAAAUGAAUUUCGUCUUGGUAUCAGGAAAAUUCAUCUCUACUAGAAAUAAUCUGAAAAGUUUGAAAAAUACAAGUUCAUUAGUGGGAGAUUUUUGAUACUUUGUAGAAUUCUGAAAAAUUCCUAGAAAAAUCGAGAAAAAGUGCCAAUUUCAUAAAAAUCUCUCAUUUUGAAACAUGUUCAAUAAUUAUAUUUUCAUUCUAUAAUAAUUUAAUUUCAUUUUCAAACAAAUAAUGUAUUCCCUCAUGCCAUCCCAUUUUCAACACACAUUUUCAUUUUGUGCCCAAAAAUGUGUCAGUUGAAUGUAAUAAGUAAUAGUCAGUCAGACACUUUACAUACAUAUUUUCGGCUAUUUUGUUGUUGUGUCCAAAUUGCAUUUUCUUUUGUCCUCCUGAAAAAGAAGAAAAAGAAAUAUCUACUUUUCGAUAAAAACAUACAUUUCUUGAAACAUUUUCUGCCAGACAAUUCACAAGUUUUUUGUCUUGUUUUCAAGUUUUCGAAAAAAAAGAGGAAUUUGUUUGUCCUUCUAGAGAACUAAAAGAAGAAUAGAAUAUUUGAAUAUUUUCGCGUUUUUCUUAGAUUUGGUUAGUUAUAUAUUUUUUCGAUGUUUUUUGGCUAUAGAAUUGUUUUCUUCUCACUCAGUUUUUUGCCUUAUUUUCAGCAGAACCAGGCCGGAAAAAAUAUAAAUAAGUAAACCAAAUUAAUUUCCAUUCCAUUCCAUUCUUGAAGAAGAAACGGAAAAUAAUUAGAACGGAAUUCUUUUUUUUCUCCCAGCGGCAUUUUUUCAAGUAUCUUGAGCUAUUUUUUGAGCUCUUUUUUCGAAAAAAUGUGUUGAAAUGUGUUCGUUCCCCAAGAGACAAAUUUGAAAUUCCUAUUGACAAGUUGUCUGAAAUUCCCGUCUUCUUCUUUUUUUUUUGUAAAUAUGUUUUCUUAUUCUAUUUUUUCUCGGAAGAAUAGAAAAGCUGUCAAUUAUUCAUUGUGUUAUGAGAGAAAAUCUGAAAAUCUUAAAAAAAAUCUGAAAAUAUUUUCAGAAUUCCAACGAGGCUUUGAUUGAAUCAUUGGCACCGAGUUGUUUAUCAAUCGAAGAACAACAAAGUUGUUAUAUUGAAACGGACGAUAGUCAAGGUUAG